Quercus robur (English oak) is the source of this 3678-nucleotide messenger RNA. Its product is annotated as disease resistance protein RUN1-like. The record is from RefSeq and is a predicted model, not a curated record. Gene Ontology annotation, biological process: defense response; signal transduction. Gene Ontology annotation, molecular function: ADP binding. The transcript is spliced from 5 exons. NCBI's taxonomy places the organism in Eukaryota, Viridiplantae, Streptophyta, Magnoliopsida, Fagales, Fagaceae. Bases 142 to 3561 code for a protein of 1139 amino acids.
GCGUCAUUUGCGUCUAGGAGUUAUCUGCGUCCAAAUUGUUUCCUCAACAUUCAUCGAUCUCUUCCAAAUUUUCAUCUCAUCUAUAUUUCUUUCUUUCUUUCUUUCUUUUAGCUCUUCUCAACUAUCUACUCAAAAAUCCUAAUGGCUCUUAUGACCAGCAAAAGAGUCACCCACCAACGCAAGAACUUUGAAGUCUUCUUAAGUUUUAGAGGUGAAGAUACCCGCCUUUGUUUUACAGGUUAUUUGUAUCAGGCUUUGGAUCGUAAUGGUAUUAAUACCUUCAUUGAUGAUAAACUCCCAAGGGGAGAAAACAUUUCUGAGGAACUUCUCAAGAUUAUUGAAAACUCAAUGAUUUCAAUAAUUGUAUUUUCUGAAAAUUAUGCAUUUUCCACCUGGUGUUUGGAUGAACUUGUCAAGAUUAUCGAGUGUAAGAAGAAUGACCAAAUAGAGGUGCGACCAGUUUUUUACAACGUGGAUCCAUCAGAUGUACGUAACCAAAAGGGAAAAUUUGGGGAAGCCCUAGCUAAACAUGAAGAAAAAUUUAAGGAUAAUAAGAAGAUUCAGAGGUGGAGAGAAGCUCUACAUGAAGCAGCUAAUAUAACUGGUUGGCACUACAAUCAAUGCGACCCUGAAUCCCAUUUUAUUGAAGACAUUGUCAAAGAAGUCUCAAAUGCUAGAUUCAAUUGCUCGCCAUUAUUUGUUACUAGAUAUCCAGUUGGAAUAAAUUCUCGUGUAAAAGCCAUGCUUUUAGAUAUUGAGUCAAAUGAUGUUCACAUGGUAGGGAUCUAUGGCCCUGGUGGAAUAGGUAAGACCACAAUUACAAAAGCUAUUUUUAACAGAAUUUAUGAUCGUUUUGAAGGAUUUAGCUAUCUAGAGAACAUCAGAGAAAAGUCAAUGACAAAUGAUGGCAUAAUCAAACUACAAGAGACACUUCUUUUUGAGAUCUUAGGGGAUAGAAAUUUGAAGGUGGACAACAAAGAUAGAGGAAUCAAUGUUAUAAAGAAAAGACUUUGUUGUAAGAGGAUUCUUUUAGUUAUUGAUGAUGUGGAUAAUUUGGAACAAAUAGAAAAUUUGCUUGGAGAAUCUGAUUGGUUUGCUUAUGGGAGUAAAAUCAUUAUAACAACAAGAGACAAACAACUGCUAUGUAGUUUUGGUAAAGGUCAUUCAACCCACAAGGUUCAAGAACUAAAUGAUGAUGAAGCUCUCGAACUCUUUAGUAUGUAUGCCUUCCGUAAAAAUGAACCUAAGAAAGGUUAUUGGGAACUUGCCGACCAAUUUAUACGCUAUGGCGAAGGUCUUCCAUUAGUUCUAAAAAUAAUGGGUGCUGAUUUAUGUGGAAGGCCUAAAUGUGAAUGGAAAAGUGCAUUAGAUCAGUAUAAAGAAAUUCCUAACAAAGAAAUUCAGAAAAAACUCAAAAGAAGUUAUGAUGGAUUGGGUGAAACUGAACAAGAUAUUUUCCUUGAUAUUGCAUGUUUCUUUAAGGGACUUGAUAAGGAUUAUGUUGUAGAUAUACUAGAAGGUUGCAAUUUAUACCCAAUUUAUGGUAUUAAAAAACUUAUUGAUAAGUGUCUCAUAAUUGUUGAUCGAUUUAACAAAUUGAUGAUGCAUGGCUUAAUUCAACAAAUGGGUUGGGAAAUCGUUCGACAACAAUCACCAAAAAAGCCCAAAAAAUGUAGUAGGAUAUGGCGUUAUGAGGAUGCUGUUAGCGUGCUAACUGAAGAUGAGGGAUCGGAUGAAAUUCAAGGCAUAAUGUUGUGCUCGCCUGAACCGAUAAAGAAGCAAUUCAAAGUUGGAUUUUCUAAGAUGAAGAAUCUCAGGUUGCUUAUAGUUCGCAAUGUACACAUUUGUGGAGAUCUUGAAUAUCUUCCUAACGCAUUAAGGUUGCUUGAUUGGAAUGAAUAUCCUUCAUCUUCCUUGCCAUCCACUUUUUGUCCUCACAAAAUCGUUGCACUUAAGAUGCCACAGAGCAACAUUAGAUUGGACAAGCUUCUCAAGAGCUUACAAUCCCAAACCCUGAAAUAUAUGGAUUUUCGUUCUUGUGAAUACAUUAUGAAAUUACCUGACUUAUCAAUGUCCACCCCAAACCUAAAAGAAUUGGUUCUUUCUGAUUGUAAUAAUUUAGUGGAGGUUCAUCAAUCUGUUGGGCGUCAUAAUAAGCUAGUAGUAUGGGACCUCAAGGGUUGCUCUGAACUUCAACUUCUUCCAGAUUGUCUCAUGAUGAAAUCACUUGAAUAUUUUAAUGUUUUAUACUGCUCAAAGCUUAAGAAGUUCCCUAAUAUUCAUCCAGAGAUGAAAAGUUUGAAGUAUUUAGAAAUGGGAGAGACUAGAAUUAGUGUGUUGCCACCAUCAUUUGGGAAUCUCACUCGGCUUAGGACCAUACUCUUCGGUUCCUAUGACCAUUUGUUACAUCUUCCAAGUAGUAUCUAUGAAUUGCAACAUCUUUCCGAUCUUGGUCUUUAUGGCACUGUCAUAUUUCCAAAGGAUUUCAGAUAUAUAUUUCCAAGCUUGAUCAAACUAACACUAAGCUUUUUUGAAACUCGAUCAGAAGUAGAUUUUAUUUUGACUUCGUGUUGCACCCGCACAUUGAAAUAUUUAUACAUAUACAAUAGCAAUGUUGUUACACUCCCAGAAAGAAUUAUCGAUUUUACCAGCUUACAUACGCUUCAUAUUGAGGGGUGCGAAUUGCUUCAGAAUAUUCCAAGUCUUCCACAAAGCAUAACUAAAGUACAUGCAUCAAACUGUUUAUCCUUGGAUUCACAAUCAUCAAGCGAAUUAUCAAAUCAGUUCGGAGAAAUUUUAGGACAUCCACCACAACCAGAAAGUUUUUCAAGGUUCGGAGGGUUCAAGAAAACCUGCAGGCACUUCUUCCAAGAAUAUGCUUUCGAGAAUGUUAAAUUUAAAAAAGAGGAUUUGAAUUCUGAUGAAGAUGAGUGUAACGGAUUAUGGUUCUCCUCCUCUGACUUCUCUGUACUUGCAACUGAAUUCCAUAAACGUGAAACUAAAUACUUGAAUUCUGAUCUUGAAGACACUAGAUGUGGCUAUGAAAUUGUUGCACCAGGAAAUAUGAUUCCAGUGUUGUUCGAGCAUCAGAGUGGAGGUUCCAUAUCAUUUUGGAUUGGAUCAGAAUUUCACACACUUGCUCUCUGCUUUGCUUUUGGUAUGCCGAAGGGAAUUAAUUACAGUUACGUUUGUGAUGUCCACAUUUCCAUCAAUGGUUUCAAACGGGAGCUCAAAGCGCAACUCUUUGAAGAAAUGAACAUUGAUCAUCUGUGGUUUUAUUAUAUACCUCAAAGCUUAUUGCAGCAGCUAUUCAAAGACUCGAAUCUAGGUUCCUUGAAUUUUGUUAAAGUUUUAUGUAGAAUCUCUUGUUGGACUAGUGAAAGCACAAAAUUGCCUCCUAUCAUUAGAAGGUGCGGGGCUCGUCAAAUCUGCGGUUGCCGUAGUGAGGACUCAAUUAUUGUUGUUAAGCCUGCUAAUCAUCCCUUGGACUCAAUUUUUUCUGAUGAGGAUGAGCUUGAUAUGGAUAUGUCUUUAGCGGAUCAUCCCUCGGGUAAACGAUGACUUUGACUUCAAUCCAUAUCUACUAUCAAAGAAAAAGAGAACCUCUUAAUCGAAUUUCCAAAAUAAUGCCAAUGUACUAAUAUUACAUUGAAUAUGUUUUCCUUUGCCUCGUCUUCA